Colletotrichum gloeosporioides is the source of this 1563-nucleotide messenger RNA. Its product is annotated as Cytochrome P450 monooxygenase 2. The coding region runs from base 1 to 1563 and encodes 520 amino acids. Lineage: Eukaryota; Fungi; Ascomycota; Sordariomycetes; Glomerellales; Glomerellaceae. The record is from RefSeq and is a predicted model, not a curated record. The transcript has 8 exons. Gene Ontology annotation, molecular function: iron ion binding; heme binding; oxidoreductase activity, acting on paired donors, with incorporation or reduction of molecular oxygen.
AUGUCAAUCUCAACCUUCUACCAUUCCAUGGCUGAUUUCGUGGCGGCUACGCCAGCAGUCUGGGCCUGGGUAAUCCUUUGCGGAGUUGCCGCCCUGGUAGCCUUCCGCAACUCUAUGCCGAAGACACCCAACGUUCCUCUCGUAGGAUUCGAUGUGAAAGACGCCAAAAAACGGAAAGCUCAAUACAGCUUUGAUGCCCCAGGAAUUGUUCAGAAGGGAUAUGAGCAGUUCAAAGACCGUAUCUUCGGUGUCGACACUGCCGAUGGCGUUAAGCUUGUAUUCCCUCAUCAGUAUGUGGAAGAGAUUUCCAAAGAGCCUGGGUUGAGCUUCCACAACUCCCUUGAUCAUGAUUUGCUUAUCGACUACACCUACAUGGGAGGGCUGAAGGAGUUCUCUCUAACUACCUUCAAGAAAGAAAUCAUUCCCCACCUGCCAAAGUUCAUUCCUGAGUUCACUGAACUUAUCCAAGGCUACAUUCCUGAUGCUCUAGGAGACAACAAAGACUGGACUCCGGUGAACAUAUAUCCCAAGAUGCUUCGCAUGCUCGGUACUCUCACCGCCAGAGUUAUGAUUGACAACAAGGCACCACACAACGAUACAUGGAUUACCCUAACUACGGAGUAUGUCCAGUCUGGCAUAUUAUAUGCUCAUCAGCUGAAAUUCUGGCCUGGCUUCAUGAGACCGUUGGUUCACAGAUUUCUGCCGGAAUACUCAGAGAUUCAACGACAAUUGAGUGACGGGCGCUCAAUUUUAGUGGAGGCCAUUGGGAACUUCAACAAGAGAGAGAACCAAGGAUCAACCGAACCACAGCCGACGAGUGUCUUGUAUCAUAUGUCGCGCAAGGCAGCCGGAACCUCUUCGUCGAUCAUCGACAUGCACCUCAAGGAGCAGAUGAAUCUCGCAGUUGGAGGCAUUCACACUACGUCCGCCGUUUUGACACAAACUCUGUUCGAACUCUCUUCUCAUCCCGAGUAUGUUCCGGAGCUGAGGCAGGAGGUUGUUAAUACUCUGCGCAAGUUUGACGGUGUUCUCUCAAAGGCAGCUCUGUGGGAUAUGCACAGGCUUGACAGCUUCAUCCGUGAAGCCCAUCGUCUAAACUCACCUAAUCUGACUACCCUGCAACGACGCGCAACAAGAGAUGUCACCUUAUCAGAUGGCACAUUCAUUCCCAAGGGCACCAAGCUAGAAUUCCCCACCUUUGCAAUCCACCGCGAUACCGACUUCUACGAAGACGCAACCAACUUUGAUGGAUACAGAUUUCUGAGGAAGCGUCACGAGGAUGAGGAGACCAGUGCCAAGCAUCACUACGUCAGUGCUCGCAAAGAUAUGUUGGGAUGGGGUUACGGAAAGACAGCUUGCCCCGGCCGAUUUCUCGCCGAUAUCGAAAUCAAGCUCAUCGUUGCCUUCAUCCUUCUGAACUAUGAUAUCAAGAAUCCAGAGGGCCAAGGAAGGCACAAGAGUGUGCACUUCGAGAACCAGGUGUUUCCUAACCCGUCGAACCCGGUCUUAAUCCGAAAGAUUCAGCGAGGGAAAAUCGAUAAUCUAAAAAUUGGGAAAAUAUAG